This is a messenger RNA of Andrographis paniculata, 2176 nucleotides long. Its product is annotated as alpha-dioxygenase 1-like. Gene Ontology annotation, molecular function: peroxidase activity; oxidoreductase activity, acting on single donors with incorporation of molecular oxygen, incorporation of two atoms of oxygen; heme binding. The coding region runs from base 105 to 1991 and encodes 628 amino acids. The transcript is spliced from 9 exons. The record is from RefSeq and is a predicted model, not a curated record. Lineage: Eukaryota; Viridiplantae; Streptophyta; Magnoliopsida; Lamiales; Acanthaceae. Gene Ontology annotation, biological process: response to oxidative stress.
AAUACAUACAUAAUUCAAAUUUCACACAUAUAUAUAUUAUUCAAUUAUAUAAAUUGAUCAUUCAAUUCACAAUUAUUUCCAUCGUUACAGUAAAGUGCAUAAUCAUGUCAUCCUCUCUCAAUUACAUUUUUCUCGUAAAGCCCUUUAAGUUCUUCAUUCUCCACGACUUCCAUGAUCUUCUCCCCAAAAUGCCCCUCCUCGAUCGAUUUACCUUCCUCAUUGUUCAUUUAAUCGAUAGGGUGGGGUUAUGGCACAGGCUCCCGGUGUUCUUGGGUUUGAUAUACCUGGUUCUCCGGCAGAGCCUUCACCGCCGCUACAACCUCCUCAACGUCGGAGACAAGCCGCCGCUAAGAGACGGCGCCGCCGGAGACGGCGGCGCUGGGGCCUUCUUUGGGAGGAACCUCAUGCCGGUUUCUCAGAAAACUACUCUAACAAGGCCAGACCCAAUGGUGGUGGCAUCAAAGCUCCUGUCGAGAAGGAAGUUCAUCGACACAGGGAAGCAAUUUAACCUAAUAGCAGCCUCCUGGAUUCAGUUCAUGGUCCACGAUUGGAUCGACCAUUUGGAGGACACUGAUCACCCCCAGAUCGAACUGAAGGCACCUGAAGAAGUUGCCAGCCAGUGCCCUGUAAAGUCCUUCAACUUCUACAAGUCGAAAGAAAUUCAAAUCAAUACCCAUGGCGACGACGAUGCAAUCAGCUCUGGGUUUCUGAACCGCCGGACGCCCUGGUGGGAUGGGAGUGCAAUAUACGGCAACGACACAACGACGAUGCAGAGAGUUAGAACUUUCAAAGACGGAAAACUGAAGCUCUCCGGCGACGGUCUGAUCCCUCUCGAUCAGAAUGGGAUUCCGAUCUCCGGCGAUGUUCGCAACAUAUGGGCCGGCCUCUCGGCGCUGCACUCCCUCUUUGUCCAGGAACACAACGCAGUCUGCGAUGCACUCAAGAAGGAGUACCCAGACCUGAAAGACGAGCAGCUCUACCGCCACGCACGGCGGGUGACGGCGGCGGUGAUAGCCAAAAUCCACACUAUCGAUUGGACGGUGGAGCUUCUCAAAACCGACAUGCUGCGCGCCGGAAUGCGAGCCAAUUGGUAUGGAUUGCUGGGGAAGACGAUCAAGGACAGAUUCGGACAUCUCGGAUCGUUCUUCCUAAGUGGAUACGUAGGUAUAGGUCAGACGAACGACCAUGGAGUUCCAUACUCGUUGACUGAGGAAUUCGUCACUGUUUAUCGCCUACACUCGCUCUUACCCGACACCUUCCAGCUCAGAAAUACCGACGCUGCUCCGGGACCAAACAAAUCCCUUGCCAUGGCGAAAGAAAUUGGUAUGGAGGAGAUGAUCGGAAGGGAAGGAACAGAUAACUUGUCGAGAAUUGGGUUAACGAAGCAGAUAGUGUCGAUGGGUCACCAAUCUUGCGGCGCACUCGAGCUCUGGAACUACCCCGUCUGGCUCAGGCGUCUGAUUCCCCAAAACACCGACGGCUCAGACCGCCCGGCGCCGGUGGACCUCGCCGCCCUGGAAGUUUACAGGGACAGGGAGAGGAGCGUUGCGAGGUACAACGAGUUCCGGCGAUCUCUGAUGCUGAUUCCGAUCAGGAAGUGGGAGGAUCUGACGGACGACGCGGAGGCGGUGGAGACUCUCCGGCAGGUGUACGGCGAGGAGGUGGAGGAGCUGGACGCUCUGGUGGGGAUGAUGGCGGAGAAGAAGAUCAAGGGGUUCGCGAUCAGCGAGACGGCGUUCAUCAUCUUCCUGCUGAUGGCUCCCCGGCGGCUGGAGUCGGAUCCGUACUUCACCGGCGAAUUCAACGAGGCGACGUACACGAAGAAAGGGCUGGAAUGGGUGAACACGACGGAGAGCCUCAAGGAUGUGCUGGACCGCCACUUCCCGGAGAUGGCGGCCAAGUGGAUGAACUCCGGCAGCGCAUUCUCCGUCUGGGACGCGCCGCCGGAGCCGUACAACCCCGUCCCGCUCUACCUUCGCCUUCCCAAAUGAAACUCUAAAGUCUCAAUAUUAUUUAAUUUGUAUUUAUACAUAAUUAAUUUAUGUUGUUUGUUAAUCUUUUCUAUAGAAUUAAUUACAUAAUUUACAUGUAUUGUUGUAAGACGUGUCUAUUACUCUUUCAAUCUCACUAAAAUUAUAAUUGAGAUAAAAUAUAAUUAGGGUGUGUUUGUUUGAAG